AUGGAUUACACGGUGUCCUCGACGGACACAUUGGAGAGGAUUGCAGCCGCACAUGAUUGCACAGUGGGAGAGUUGAUGAAAUUGAAUCGAAUGGCCAGCCGAAUGGUUUUCCCAGGACAAAAGAUUGUUGUACCGAAUCCAAUGUCGGAUGAUGUCUUCGAUUCGAUUCAAAGUGGAACCCAUUUACCAGUCGGCAUCUCUGGAGCACAGGCUGCAGCUGAUGGAAUUCGAAAGGGUCCAGGCGGGGCAAUUCCAUCAACACAUCGAGGGAAUCUCUUGAAAACGCAAAGUGCUCCCGUUAAAACGAAUUCCCUCGAUGAACAAGUGGACAGCGAUUGUUUACAACGGUUUCUCAAAAUCAAGGUAAAACAGCUAACGGAAUCGGAUGGAACGGUGACAGGAACUCUGCUGGUGACACCAAAUUGUUUGAUGUUUGAUCCGGAUGUCUCGCAUCCAUUGGUCAGAGAGAAUGGCCCAGAUCUUUAUGGAAUGGUUGCAAAUAUGGAAGAUAUCAUGGCCGUUUCGGUUUACAAAGAUGUUGGCGCGUUGAUGGGUGAUAAAUCCGAUAAAAGAAGAGACAUUUUUCGGCCUGAUCUAUCGAAAACAUCAUUAGAAAAUGAGCAAUCUCUGGAAAGUGACAGUCAAUCGUGUUUGGAGAAGAGCUUGGAAAAGUCGGAUAGUCGUCAAGAAGAUAAAGAAACACAACCAGUUACUUUUUCUACAUCAUUAGAAGGAUCUGAUAUCGAGAAUGGAAGCUACGAAUCAGCUUCCGAUGAAUUUGCUCCUCGUUCGCCGAGAAUCAGCACAGAAAUGCAACUUCCAUCGAUUACUGAAGAACGAGGAGGUGGUGGUGGGAAAGAGUCGCCACAGAUCUCCUCUCCCGUCAUCGAUGAUCUUCCCCGAAAAAGGAGUAUCAGUGAUGGAGAUGAAUCGAAAAGAUCGCUGGAAGAAGGAACAAAAGGGAAAGCCGAUUUACAAGCAUCGCAAAGUUUUGGGAGUAGGUACUCUCCACAGGCAGCGCGCCGCUCCUUCGGGAAAUUGGGGCGCACGCUGAGUGCCAAAGCAAAAAGCGGAGUUCAAACAAUGGCAAAAGGAGCGGAAAGUGUUGCGGCGAGUGCGGCAAGAGGGACAAAAACUGUGGCACAUGGAGUUGUCUCGCAUACGAAGAGUGCUGCUGACACUCUUCAAACCGGCAUUCAAACAUCGGCAAAAGUGGUGGGAGAAAGCGCAAAAGCGGCAGCUGACAAAGUGGCACAACUUCCCGAGAAUAUCGUGUCAAAAGGUUCCGAGUUGAUUGCUGAUGGAGUGAAUGGAGUGAGCGGCUUUUUCAAUGUCGAAGGACAACAAGAACAACGAACGCCUCAACAAAUGAAAAGAGAACAAUCGCUGGCUACGCUUGAGGGAUUAAAACAAAAAACAGCUGUUGCAAGAGAGCAAGCGGUGACAAAGGCAAAGGAUCAACCGACAUUUCUGUGUGCAAUGGAGGCGAAUGAGCGAAAGGAUCUCUUCGUGACUGUCGAUCAACUACUGAACAAAAAUUCUCGAAGCGAAUCCGAGACGGACACCUCAUCGCAGUCAACCGAUCUUCCCACAUCUCCAAUUAUGCCUUUCUUCAUGGCUGUGAGGUUGACGAGGAAAAGAAUAAAGAAAGGAAAAUCGACUCGACCCUCGACAAACAGCUCAAUCUCAUCUUAUGACGAGGAUUGUGCUUUUGGAAAUCGAUUGAAACGCGAGUUUUGGUUCACGAUUCCGAGAAAUAAAGCUGAUUCGAUAUACGGUUUUCUCUUGCAGUGGUCUCCCGAGAAAUACGGACAGGAUACGACUCAACAACAAGCAAGCACACAGCAAGAAGAUCAGCACAUAAACAUCGUAUCGAACGAUCCAAUUCGCGGCUUUAUCGUGCUCGAUUCCGAGAGUGACGACGCUUUGUCAGGU
Mesorhabditis belari is the source of this 1935-nucleotide messenger RNA. NCBI's taxonomy places the organism in Eukaryota, Metazoa, Nematoda, Chromadorea, Rhabditida, Rhabditidae. The record is from the annotation of a GenBank genome assembly.